UUGCCAUAUUAGAUGAUGAAAAAUUAGCAAAAUUAUAUAACUUUGCAAAAUCUCUUGGGAUGGAACCAUUGGUAGAAGUUAAUAGUGAGGAAGAGAUGACAAGGGCAAUCAAAUUAGGAGCAAAGGUUAUUGGGGUAAAUAAUCGUAACUUGCAUACAUUUGAAGUUGAUCCAUCUACAACCUCACGAUUGGCCAAAAUGGUACAUAAAGGUGUAAUUUUAGUAGCUUUAAGUGGAAUCAAUAGCAGGACAGAUGUAACUGGAUAUAUAGAACAAGGUAUUGAUGCUUUAUUAAUAGGUGAGGCAAUGAUGAAAGCUCAAGAUAAAAAGGCUUUUAUUGAUGAAAUAUUAGGAAUUGAAAAGGUAGAAACUAAAACUACUAUUACCAAGUCUCCCAUCAAACCAUUGGUGAAAAUAUGUGGUAUAAAUACAAUUGAUGCAGCAAUCACAGCUACAGAAUUGGGUGCAGACCUUAUAGGAUUGAUAUUUGCCAAAGAUUCAAAAAGAAAAGUAACACUUGAUCUAUCUUUGGAAAUAGUUAAUGUUAUUC
This is a messenger RNA of Entrophospora candida, 549 nucleotides long. The record is from the annotation of a GenBank genome assembly. Lineage: Eukaryota; Fungi; Glomeromycota; Glomeromycetes; Entrophosporales; Entrophosporaceae.